AUGCAAAAAUCGGUAUCUCAAAAUCCGAAAGUACGCGUUUUUUUUAAUAAUCUGUCUGCAAUACCAGCUUUUUUCUCUAAUUCCUCCCACCGAUGUGAUGUACUACAAGAAAUAACACAUAGAAAAUUGCCUAGAGUGGCAACAACCAGAUGGAAUUAUAAUAUUCGCACCGUGAAUACUGUUUAUGAAGAUCGCGAAGAAUUAAUUGAGGUUUUUCAAGAAAUUGAGCAGAAAUGUGAGAAAAGUGUGACGUCAAAUGAAGCUUCCGGUUUAAGGAAAGCAUUAGAGGAUCCAGAAUUCUUAUUCUGGCUUACCCUUUUUCACAAAAUUAUGCCGCACGUGGACAUACUUUAUAAUCAGCUCCAGUCAAAAAGUAAGGAUAGUGUGUCAUUGCAAAAGGAUCUGUCGAUAUUUGAAUCAAGCAUUGCCAAAAUAAGAAACGACACUGAUAAUAUUAAGGCUAAUGUAGAAUUAAACUUUGAAAGUGUCAAAAGAAGAAGAACUGACGAUAACUUGAGAAGUAUUAUUGCAAAAGAGGUAUGUGAUACAGUUGUUACCCAAGCGAAGGACAGAUUUUCCUAUCGAGGUCAUCUUCAAGCAGCUAACUUGUUCGAUAAAGAAGCGUAUCCAAAAUAUAACAAGACCUUUCCAGUGGAUAUUUUAGAUAAUGUAGUUACUUUUUAUCCAAUGUUAUGUAAAAUUAGAUUAAGAACUGAACCAGAAGUCAUUUACUCAAGACCAGAUUUCUCACAAAAUAUUGGAGCUAUGAACUUGCUUUCAUUUAUUUUAGAAAAUAAUCUUGGCGAAACAUUUGCCGAAACAAUAAAAUUAUUAAAUAUCAUUGUGACGACCCCAAUGACAACUGCAGAGGCCGAUCGCAAUUUUUCCACCCUUAAGCGAAUAAAAAGCUUCCUGCGAAGUACUAUGCUUAAUGAAAGACUUAAUGCUUUAGCCAUGAUGUCCAUCAAUAGAAAUUUAGUGAUGGAAAUAAACAAUUUUGAUGAAAAAGUAAUGGAAAGGUUUAUAAAUAUGAAAGACCGUCGAGCAGAUUUUACUUUUAAGAAGUAG
Messenger RNA from Anthonomus grandis grandis, 1068 nucleotides. RefSeq lists its product as uncharacterized. NCBI's taxonomy places the organism in Eukaryota, Metazoa, Arthropoda, Insecta, Coleoptera, Curculionidae. The coding region runs from base 1 to 1068 and encodes 355 amino acids. The transcript has a single exon. Gene Ontology annotation, molecular function: protein dimerization activity. The record is from RefSeq and is a predicted model, not a curated record.